Caenorhabditis auriculariae is the source of this 270-nucleotide messenger RNA. Lineage: Eukaryota; Metazoa; Nematoda; Chromadorea; Rhabditida; Rhabditidae. The record is from the annotation of a GenBank genome assembly.
AUGAGUUUGACCACUAGAAAUCGGUUGGAUCUGCCGGAACUCGAAGUAGCGGAAAGUGGGAGCCGCGGCUUGGCGUGUCCAUUUUCUAAACAGCCUCGCAUCGAUCCCAAAAGGGCCUGGAGCGUGUUGGAGGCCGACGCCUUUGCCUCCAAACAAUACUCGCGGCUUUUCCCUCAAUUAAUCUCCGCCUCCACGCCGAGUUUGGCGUCGCCGACCUCAAGUUUUAUGUCCUUUUCGAGGUCUUCAGACUUUUGGUUGAUUCUCGAGUGA